Molecule: messenger RNA, 1377 nt
Organism: Patiria miniata (bat star)
Lineage: Eukaryota; Metazoa; Echinodermata; Asteroidea; Valvatida; Asterinidae
Product: perlucin-like protein
Exons: 1
Coding region: 127-882 (251 amino acids)
Molecular function (GO): signaling receptor activity
Source: RefSeq, a predicted model, not a curated record
AUCACUUGCUCCAGUCGAUUGUACACACAACCCGAUAGCAUUCAGAUACAUGUACUUAACUAAUGUGCGCCGACCGAGCUACUGCUAAACAUUGAAAUAUUUAACGAACUACAAACAUUUCCAAUCAUGUUGGUAUAUUAUAUUCUCACUCUGAUUAUAAGCUAUGUCUGGGCAGACGGUGUAUCAUUUCAACGCGAGCAGCCUGUUUGUCCUCCCGGCUGGUUGGCCUGGCAAGACGCCUGCUACAUCUUGCUGCCUGACAAGAUGAAUUGGUGGCAAGCUAAGACGGUUUGUGACCGGCCCGGGAGCAGCCUGGUCGUUCCCGACUCGCAGGAAGAACAGGACUUCAUCUGGCGGGAAAUGAGGUCCCGAAUGGAGAAGAUUGUCGGAAAUUCAACGACAAAACUGCAACUUUGGAUCGGCUGCACAGAUUUUGAUAAUACAGGGCUACUAACGUGCAUCGGUGUCCAGGGUAGGCCUGGAUUUACCAAGUGGAGCAAAGGAAACCCGCAUACAGACGAAGGUCAAGAUUGCAUCAGAAUGGAUCAAAAGUAUGAAGGGAGAUGGGGAGACAGCGGGUGUAAUGCCAAACAUUUCGGCGCCUGUGAGAUGCGAGUCUCUCGACGCUUGUACUGCCUGCAAGCUGAUGCUGACGGGCGCUUCACACCCCAGUGUCUGCUAAACCAUGAGAUCAAGAACCUGACGGCCGCGGGAGUAAUUGGGUGUGGUCAGGCGUGCUGGGCGGAGCCUCGAUGCCACUCCUUCAAUCUCUGGCAGAAGGGUGAUGACAAGAAAGUCUGUCAGCUCAACAACGCGUCUAGCAUCGAGGCUGACCCAGCCUUUUUGAAGAAAGUCGAGAGCUGCAACUUUUUCGACCUUUAGAGAGAAAGUGUCUUUACCAAUUUCGAACGGUGGAAUCUGCUUUGACUCUGAAAUUAUUGUUAUGAAAUUAAUGUUGUGAAUAUCGACGUAGAACUUUAACAAACAUUCAGAACAGAUCAGUUUUUAGAGCUACUUUCGGAGCAUCUUGCAAGGCGAGAUGCAGUGCAUUGACUGAUUCCUUGAUGUCUUUUGACUCUUCAAUUAGAUGUGAACUUUAAUCGUCAUCGUGAACUUUUUGAAGCUUGUAGGCAAAACACCACUGGCGUAUCUUGUAGAAUCUGCUUUGACUCUCAAAUGAAUGUUUGGAAAUUAAUGUUGUGAAAAUCGACGUAGAACUUAAACAGUCAAAACAGAUCAUUUUUAGAGCUAUUUUAAGAACAUCAAGGCGAGAUGAAGUGGAUUGACUGAACUCUUCAAUUAACUGUGAACUUGAAUCGUCCUCGUGUACUUUUUAAAGCUUGUCUUAUGAAAAACAUUACUAACAUACUGUUGUAA